Protobothrops mucrosquamatus (brown spotted pit viper) is the source of this 3602-nucleotide messenger RNA. RefSeq names its product reticulophagy regulator family member 3 (gene RETREG3). Lineage: Eukaryota; Metazoa; Chordata; Lepidosauria; Squamata; Viperidae. The coding region runs from base 61 to 1482 and encodes 473 amino acids. The transcript has 9 exons. Gene Ontology annotation, biological process: reticulophagy. The record is from RefSeq and is a predicted model, not a curated record.
CAGCAACCGUUGGUGACGAAGAAUGGUAAUCCUAUCCUUUAUUCCACCGGUCUCUCAGUGAUGUUGGGCGAGGGAAGAAUGGCAACGGCGGAAGUAGCAGGACGGGCUGCCGGCAGUAGUAGCGCCACUAACCGCGGCGGCGGAGGCCCAGAUACUGAUGCUCAGGCCCAGUCCUCGGAGCGGGAGCGGCGAGUGCGCGCCUUGAGCGCCUUCUUGAGGACCCAUCUCGGGCCUUACGAACCGGUCCUGACAGCUCUACAGGCCACGCUCACCUGGGAGAGGCCAGCAAGGAGCGCUCUUGGCUGGGUUAGCGCGCAUGCAGCUUUCGGGUUUUUUGCCCUGACCUCUCUUCAUCUGAUAUUCUUAGUUGCAUUCACCCUAAUACUAAUAGUAUGUUUAGAUCAGUGGAAGUAUAGAAUCUGGCCUGAUAUAAAAGUAAGACCCGAUCAUCUAGACAAUGGAAGUUGGGGCUUUGUCCAUCCUCGAUUUUUGAGUGUACCUGAACUAUGCCACUUUUUGGCCAAAGGAUGGAUUACAGGAGACAGCUUCAUGAGAAGCCUGCUGAGUUUCAAAAAGCAAAAUCCUGGCAAGUUCUGCCUUUUAGCUUGCGGUGUCCUUACAUUUUUGGCUGUCUUAGGAUACUACAUCCCUGGUAUCUGUCUUGCCUAUCUUAUAAUGCUUUCUCUCUUAUUGUGGCCACUUGCUGUAUACCAUAACCUGAGUCAACAUCUGUACAUCAAACUACAGCCAGCUCUGCAACGGUUGGACUUCAGUGUUCGUGGUUAUAUGAUGUCCAAACAUAAGGAAAGACAGUCACGUCACCACAUUUGGAGGGAGCAUCCUGCUGGUGCCAAUGAGAGUGAUAGUGAAGAAGAGCUUGCUGCUUUUUGUCCUAAGUUGGAUGAUGCUGUGGUUGCCAAAGAACUGACUUUCUCUGACUCUGAGCAUUCUGAUGCAGAAGUGUCUUAUACUGAGAAUGGGACCUUCAAUUUAUCCCGGGGCCAAACUCCAUUGACAGAAGGUUCUGAGGACUUUGAUGGCCACAGUGAUCCAGAGGAAUCUUUUGCUCGAGAUCUUCCAGAUUUCCCUUCUAUCAACCCUGAGAUGACAGGUAUAGACGAUGAGGAUGACACCAGCAUUGGCAUUCCAAGCCUUGCCCCCCAUCACCGUGCCCAGGAAGAGAACCAACAGUCUCAUAAACAGGAAGUAGUGACUUCAGAAUUUCUCCUGAGUGAGCUUCCAUUAAUGCACAAUCUGACAGAUGACUUAGCUGGUUUUGUGACCAGGGGAAUGAUUCAGCUAGCCUUGUCAGGAACUUCCCAGUCAGUUGCUAUGCAUAGCAACAGACAGCAGCAAAAUGCCAAGGCCUUCCUUCGGACCUCCAGCUCAGAGCUGGAUACAGAUGCUGAAGGGGAUGAUUUUGAACUAUUAGAUCAAUCAGAGCUGAAUCAGAUGGAUCCUUCAAAUUCCCGUGGUCAAUAACAAUUAUCUGGCAUUUGUUUUCUGGCUCUUUUGCUAAUGGACCAGAAUUAGAAGAGCCCAGUGCAGGAAUAAGAUAUUACCAUACAGUUUUCAUGGCUAAUUUGGCUUGGCAAAUUAGGGAAAUUGUAUACAUUUUAGAACAAAAGACUACUAUAGUAGAAUUAGAAGAAUUUGGCUAAUGGAUUUCCUGUGAUCUACAUCUUUGUACUUUGUACUUUGCACUCCUAGUUCAAAAAGAAAAAAAAAUCCUGCUGCCUGAUUUAUUAAAUGGCCCCAGUGAUAGGCUUCAGAUCUUGAAAAACAAGUCAGCCAUCAGAAAUGGUCUUGUAUGUAAGACACAAACUAAGUUCUUGAGUAAUUCAGGUGAGUAUUUUUCCCAGUUUCUGGUUUAGGGUUUAAAUUUUCAGAACUACUACUACUACUACUACUACUACACACACACACACACACACAAACACACAGAUAUACUGUAGAUGUGUUUGCAUCUGUAUAUACGUAUGCAGAAGUUCCCAAAACCUUAGAGGUACUAGAAAUUACUCCCAUCUCUAGCAAAGACUUGCAUGGAAUGAUUUCAAAUACAUAAUUUAUUUAAACCCUAGGUGGGAUAUUCUCACAGAAAAUAAUAGCAAUAAUAUACACACAGAGAUCUCUAUAAACUUUUGAAUGAAGUUUUCUUAUCUUCUCUCCACCACAGUACAUGAAAGAAUUGCCAUUUCAUUCUAGAAAUCAUCAAGUGUCUCAUUGAUUUCAAAAUUGGAAUAUAAUAUCUAAAUUAGUUAGAUACCCAGCAAGCAGUCUGUCAUUCUGAUCUAUCCCACUAUUGUUGACAUGCCCAUUUCAUGUUAUCUGUAGCUGUUUAGCUCCCAGAUGGAUUCCUACUUUCUGAAGAAAAAUUGCUUAUUAAGGAAGCUAAUUGAUUUCCACUGAAAGGUGAUAAAGGCCAGAAUCUUAAGAACAACUGCUCCAAUAAAAGUGGGCUACAAUGCUGAUGAUAAUUCUUUUAGGAAAAUUCCCUAGGAAUACAAAAUGGGAACAAAAUUUCAUCAAGGGGAAAGGAGAAAUGGGUAAUUCUGAGAGAGCAGGAACACUCUAUUUGAAAACCAAUUUCAUCAGACUUAAUAAUAGAAUUGUUAGUAUAUCUUGGUUGUACUGUUUGCAUUAUUGCAAAGGUACUUUCCUUCUCAGUAAAACAUCUGCUAAUAUCUGGAUGUUAUAAAUACUAUGGCACCAGGUCUGUUCAUAAUACUGCUUCUUUGCGUGAGUAAAACUAGCAAAGGAUUUUUUUUAUUGCAUUCAUCAUAAAACAGUUUUGCAGACCUACAAAAAACAAGCCUUCUUUAAAUAGUUCAUACUGUGAGGAACGUAUGAGUUAAUUAUUCUGGUGCUUUGUAAUUUUCUGUACAGAAUUCCAUAUACAAACUAUUUCUAUACUAAACUAUUGGAAGAUUGUACCUUAGAAGUAAUUAUCCUUGAUGCAAAGCCAUCCUGGUGAUUCUCUGAACAAGAGAGACUUGAAUAAGUGCUAUGCUUUUAUAUUUUAAACAUUUAUUUAGAUUACUUUAUUUGUGCAUUAGCAUAUCCAGUUAGAAGGUCUUGCUCCAUAUUUCUAUAAUAGCAAUUCAAUCUGUAUCAUUUUUGCAGGCUCAGUAGUUUUGAGGUUUACUUUUUUCCCCAACAUAGAGCAUUAAAAGACCUUCAUAAAAUACUGCCUAUUGUUUUAUUGGCCAGUAAUACUGUGAUGUUAAUGCUACAUGAGUAAUAGCACAUUCUUGCAGAGAAUAUUUGAAAUGGUAAUACAUUGUAAAUUUAAAACAGCUUGGUUUGAGUAGCAUUUGUGUGGCAAUAUCAUGUUAUUUAAUUGCCUUUUUAAGUGUUUAUAAAUCAGCCAAUAUUGUAGAGUAUUUAUAGUAAAUUGUCUCAUUGGAGAAGUUUUUAAAGUAAAAUGCUGAUAAUUUUUGAAAUGGAAAACUGACUACUUCAUUAGAUUUUAUGUGAUGUGGAAUAGAAAAAGGUUUAGUGCAAUAAGACCACCAAACACUCCUCCAUUGUAUUAAUAGUUAAAUAUAUUUUAAACAUUUUGCUGGGUGCUUCUUUCUGCUGUAUCUGCUGCAAAAUAAAGU